Messenger RNA from Mangifera indica (mango), 941 nucleotides. RefSeq lists its product as uncharacterized. Lineage: Eukaryota; Viridiplantae; Streptophyta; Magnoliopsida; Sapindales; Anacardiaceae. The record is from RefSeq and is a predicted model, not a curated record. Bases 178 to 774 code for a protein of 198 amino acids. The transcript is spliced from 4 exons.
AGUUACAAUCCCGAAGGAUAGGGAGAGAUUUCAGGGAUGACUUCUAGUAUAUGUGCAUAAUCCUUCGCUCUUCAUCCUUUUGUGCUGACUGAGAGGAAAGACAGUGUGCCCAGGACACCGAGAAAGAGGUUCUUUCAAAAUCUCCAUCCGGGGCAUCUGUGAAUUUUAGUCUGCGCAAUGGCGGUUACCAUGAAGCAGAUGUCUCUUCUUGUCUCAACUUUUGGAAUUCUGUCUUUCAUAUUCGGAGUAAUUGCCGAAAAUAAGAAGCCUGCUUCGGGGACUCCCAUAGCGGGGAAAGAUGUUGUUAUUUGCAAGUAUCCAUCUGAUCCAUCUGUUGUGUUGGGGUACCUAUCAACUGUGUUUCUCGUGGCAUCAGUUGUGGUUGGAUAUAUAUCUCAAUUUUAUCCUUACAGAGGGAAAUCUGUUCCACAAGCUGUUCUCUUUCGAAGCACCAUGUUCCUUGUUUUCUUCAAUAUUGCUUUGUUUUCGGGGGGAUUAGCCCUAACCAUGCUAUUGUGGCCAACAAUUACGGAGCAGCUUCAUCUGGCUCGAAAUGUACACCAUAAUCUUGAGACAACAUGCCCAACGGCAAAAACUGGACUUUUUGGUGGAGGUGCAUUUCUUUCUCUUGAUUCAGCCUUGUUUUGGUUAGUUUCUCUUAUGCUUGCUGACAAUGCUCGAGAGGAUUACUUUGAUGAAAUAGAACAAGAUAGGAAGGGUGUCGAUGGUCAAGUGAUGUCAAUGUCAUCUGCCUACAGUUAUGGCACUGCCUAAGCCAUAAUUUUCAAUUCUAAAACCCCAUCCUUUGGUUCAGACUUUUGCUAUUUCUCUUAUAAAAGGUGUUAUAUUAGCAAUGUCCAGCAAUGGAAUGUCAUUUCAUCGUAAAUAUUGUGGUUAAUUACUGUUUGGUUUAAUAUGGAACUCUCUUGUUUGUGUGACAA